Messenger RNA from Bathycoccus prasinos, 3201 nucleotides. RefSeq lists its product with no specific name. The transcript is spliced from 2 exons. The record is from RefSeq and is a predicted model, not a curated record. The coding region runs from base 1 to 3201 and encodes 1066 amino acids. NCBI's taxonomy places the organism in Eukaryota, Viridiplantae, Chlorophyta, Mamiellophyceae, Mamiellales, Bathycoccaceae.
AUGGCGAAGAACGACGCGAAGAAGAAGAAACCUAUGACGAUAAUGUCCUGCGCGGACAUCUCUUCGAACUUUUCGAAAUACGUCAAAACGAACGACUCGAAAGCGCUUUUGAAAGGUUUCCGAGGUUUGUUGUUACGCGAACGAAAAGAAGAAGAGGCGGAGAACGACGAGAACGGGAGAGGAAAAGACGCAAUAAACGACGAGGAAAAGUUCUUUUCGGACGCGAAACGCGCGAUGGGUUUAUCCGAUGCCAUAGUGAAGGCGCUGGAAGACCUCGAGGAGGAUGAAGGCAACAUCGAGAAGAACGAUAAAGAAGGUCGCCGAAAAGAAGCGGAUAACAUCACGCUUUUCAUUAAACAGGUGACCGAGGCGAUGACGGUACACGCGGAUAGCGGAUUCUUCGCGAAGAAGUAUAACGAGAACGCCGACGAGGAAGAGAAAGCGGCGUACAGAGAAGCGUUUUCGGGACUGUUGAGCAGUUUUGCUAACCGCUUUACGAGUGAGAUUGAAAGCGACGAAGCGUACGAUAACUACGUGACAGCGUUUGGGGACGUUCAAUACGUCGUCGUGGACUUGUUGGAAAAGAUGGAGGAGAAGGAGAAGGAGAAGUGGGCGCCGAUGCUCAACGUGGCGUGCGAUAUGGCGUUUGAUGAUAGAACGUGCGUGGAAAACGUGAGACAGUGUUAUCGAUUGUUGAACAAGUUGAUCGAGAAGUGUAAAUCAAACUUGAAGAAGCUCGGGGACGAGGUAUUGCUCGACCGUUCGAGUAAUUCGUCGUCGCCGGAAGGGAGUCAAUUGAACGCUUCUCGAUUGAAGAAGUUGGCGAGAGCGUUUGAGACGUGCGGUGAUUUCGAAUGCCAGAAGGAGAUCACGAUAAUUUCUAUCCAUUUGCUACACAGUAAGAAGUGCGAUAGUUUCGAUCCGACCACCGAGCACGGGAUGAAGACGAUAAAGACGCUCUUUCCGAAACGAUCGGAGGAGAUUUUACUGCUCCAGGAGACGCUCGUGAAACUCGGCGAUAGCUGCGAAAGGUUUCCUCUCGUCGUUGACUUUGUUCGACAAUCGAACGCUUUGCUUGGAUCCCGAGCUUCGGUAUUUUCGUACGAGUGCGAAAAGGCAAAAUUUGGCGAGUUCGAAGUUGCAGAUAAUCUCGUGCAUUUUAGCAAGUAUAUGGGUUUGACUUUGAACGUGCGCUUGGAGAAGGGCAAGGAUGAUGCCACCACCGUGGACGUGAUCGAACAGAACAUCCGCGUCGCGAAUUUUAACAGUUCGACGAACACGCUUACGAUUGGCAUUUUUCAGAAAUGCGAGGGGAUGUUGGAACGAGAUGUUUUUGACGCGAAAGACGACGGCUGGAUCUCAUUGACGUUUAAACCGGAAGACGUCCCUGGAGUAAAAAAUUGCGUUCGAGUGUACGCGGAAAGCGGAUCCUGCAAGGCGAUGGAAAAGUUGAGAGACACGCUCGACGCUUCGGCGCGAAAGAAGACGUCCAGAGGAGUUGAGGUGACGUAUGAUUUGCAAGAGAUACUCACGCAACCAGAGUCGACGACGGAUUUAAUGGAACCAGAACCGUUACCACGCAAUCCAACCGCGACGAAGGAUCUCGCGGCCGACGAAGAAAAAAAUAUCGCAAAGAAGGCAACUACGAAGGCAAAAGAAAGCAAAAAGAAAGCGUUGCCAACGCCAUCGUUACCAAGCCCUUCAUCGAAACCCGUGAGAGCAGCAAAAGCAAAGGCCAACGCGAAAUUAGCCGCGCAAAACGCGGCGUACCAAAGCGCGCUGAAGGAAAAAGGAAACGCGGAGAAGAUUGCAUCCCCGAUCGAGGCGAAGAAGACGCAGCAGCAAAAGAAGAAGAUUGGAAGUUUGAGAGACAUCUUCGCCAACGACAACGACCAAAAAGAAGAAGAGGAAGACGACGAAGAAGGAAACUAUGGCAAAAACAGUUUUCUUGACCAAACGGACGAAUCGUUGGACGCUGGCGACGAGGACGCAGCAAAAGUUCCCUCCUUCGAGGAGGACGAGGAGGGAGACGCUCUGUUAGAGAAGAAGAAGAAGACGAAGAAGAAGACAAAUGAGAGAACUAAAGAUCAUAACAACAACUACGACGACACUAAAACGCCAAAGGCGACUAUAAAGGUUCCGAAAACCGCGCCUCUUCGAAAGCCCGAGAAAUCGACCGUGCGCUUUGCUCCGCCGACGAAAGAAACAACUUCACGCGGUAUGAAAGCGGCGUUGGCGCCUACGACAACGAAGAAUAAGAAGGAAAGUUGGCGAGAAAAAAUGAGCAAUCUUACGAAUACUUUACACGUCGAUGACGACGAGGAAAACAACAUCGACGCACAACUUGGCAAAAGUGGCAAGUCCGAGAAAGAAACGCUGAGUUAUAAUAAAGCGAAAAUUGGACGAAGAUUGAAAUUUUCCACAGGGAAGAAGGCAGACGAAGCGUCUACGCUGAAACGUAAGAAUCGAGGCGACGACGACGACGACAACAACGACGAUUUUGCGUAUCGCGACGAUGAAGAAGACGAAGACGACGAUGGUUUGUUGUUGUUUUCUUCGCAAAACGAAUCUGACGAGCGAGUAAAGAAACGAGCUGCGACGGCAACCAAAGUUGUUGGUCUGAAAAGUAGCGACGAAGACUUUGGAAUGGAGGAGGAGGAAGACGACGAAGACGACGAUCUACCCUCUGCUGCGGCCGCAGAAAACCAAUUCGACGCGAUUAAAAACGCCAUGGAAACGCUUCGACGCACCAAGACGCGCGAAGCUGAAUCUAAAGUGCAAAAACUUUCCAAAAGUCUCGAGAUGGACUUUGAAAAAGCGUCGAGCAAACUCGCUCGAGAAGUUUCAGAAAACGUCCAAACCUCCAAGCGCUUCAUCGACGAGACCGCGCACCAACUCGAAAAAGAGGAGCAGAAAAUCCUCGCACGUCUCGAAGAUAUUACAAAAAAGUUUACCCGAGACUUUGAGCGCGAACGCGACCUCUUACUCGCAGUCAAAUCCAAAGGAAAGUCCGCGUACAAAAACGCCAACGCCGCCGUCAAAGCCGUCGUCGAAGAGGCGAACGACGAGUGGAACGCGUUACAAACGAAAAUGCGCGAAAAGUCCGCGAAAUUCAAACGAGAGUGUAAAAGGAUCCGCCGAGAGUGCGCGGAGCAAACCGAUUUGAAGAAGAUGCUCUUAAACAUGGCCGAGAUGAUUUGA